This is a messenger RNA of Merops nubicus (carmine bee-eater), 293 nucleotides long. RefSeq names its product glutaredoxin-1-like. The record is from RefSeq and is a predicted model, not a curated record. The transcript is spliced from 2 exons. The annotation marks the transcript as partial. NCBI's taxonomy places the organism in Eukaryota, Metazoa, Chordata, Aves, Coraciiformes, Meropidae.
AUGGCUGAGUGGUUUGUGAUGAACUGCCUCAGGAUGGACAAAAUCACCCUGUUCGUGAGGGCUGACUGCCCUUACUGCGUGAACGCCGUGCAGAUCGUCAAGAGCCGCGCUCCGGGGCGCAUGCAGGUGGUUGACAUCACUGGCUUCCCCAACGUGCAGGAAUACCUCCAGCAGACCCUGUGGAGGAACGUCCCUUUCGUGUACUUUGGGAAUACCUACUUUGGAGGAUUAUCUGAACUGCAGAGAAUGUACCAGAGGAUCCCCAUGAUGCUGCAGUAUUCCCAUGGCAUGUG